UGUGUGUGAGAGAGAAAUAGAGACAAAGAGAGAGGGGGUGGGAGAGGAAGAGGAGAGAGAGAAGAGAAAGUGGUAAGCUAGGCAGGUUUUUAUACUAUUUCUAAUAGAUAUUAUUUUAAAGGAGUUUCGCCUGCUGUCUGAAGCAAAGGCACCAUGUUGCUCUUGAAAUAUAUCUUGAAAAAUCAGUCAAAAGGUUAUCGGAAACAAGAUUUCAUUGGUUGCCACAGUGGUGUGGAUUUCCAAAGAUAAUAUUAGGCCUAUAUGUUUUGAGGGGAUUUUCUUACAGCGGUUCAAAAAAUAAUUAGUACUAACCUAAUUAGUACUAUUAUUAAUUAUUGUUGACGGUUUGGUAAUUAGCUUUGCGAUAAGGAAAUUACAUUUAUGUCUACGUACAGUGGUACUGAAGAAAAAUAAACAAUCUUGUUGAUUUUGAAUUCUAACUAUAGAUGUUGACCAGUAGAAAACAGAAGAAGAGGAAACAAAAAAAUUCGAGAUUGUUUCGGACAUACUCGGUAUAAUUUAUAUAAUAAGCAAUUCAACUUCUUCAUGAGCAGGUUCAAAUUUUUUACCUUCAAGGCAUGGGCGAUACAAGUUUGAAUUCAACCUUCAAUCGAUUUUCUUCUUUUUCCCGUGACGAUACUAUGACUUUGAAACCUGAAUAUAUUUAUACUUUGGAGGGUCGGGAUGUUUGUUUACGCAUUGAUCAAAAUCAAAUCUAAAUUUAAACUCUUGGAAGUCUUUCUAAAACAGGAAUUUCGGUUCACCGAAGUAAGGAAAGAUCAUACCAUCUCUUAAGGUUUUUAGCAUGGAUUUAUAAACAAUGUCAAAGUGUUCCUACAAAAAAUAUGCAUAGUUGAGGAGAGCACGAAAAAUGGUUCCCAGAUGUCAUCUGAACAUAGGCAUAUGGAGUGUGAGUUUAAAUAUAGAUCAGAUAUCGUGAUGGCAUCUUUAUAAUGGGAAACACUUCGUUGAUAAGGUCAAAAGUAUAUACCUUCUUGGAAUAUCGCAAUAAAUUGUGAAAAACUUCUCUACAACUUAGCCAAUGCAAACCAGAGUUUUACCUUAUGCUAUUGAUCUUUGAAUUUAAAUAUAAUUCUUAAAAUACCAAUGAUAAUAUAUAUAUAUUUGAUUAGUCCACAUUUUUUAUAAUUAUUUUGUAUCACUAGUCCACAGUAUGUAGAGUCCAUGGUACAAACGGCUUUCUUAUCGAUACCAUUCCACCCUCUUUUCAUUCGCAUAGUGUCAAUGCGCACCGCUGGGAUUUCGGCGCGCGGCAAGACUUCCAUUCCAGUUUGCCACCACUACAUCUAUCUCCUCAUCCAGAAUUAUUGUCCAUGAAGAAAUAAUACCGGUCUCGAGCCAGCAGACAGAGCUCAGCAGACUCGAUGAGACAGGUUCACUGUCAGACAACGCACCUAGCAAGAAUGAACGUGAAGAUAAUGGCGCUGCCAAAGACGUCACCAUGGAAUUCAUAAACAGUAAGCUAUAAAUCAUCUAGCAUUUUGCUAGGGUUUCCGUUUGUCUAGGCUAACCGGGUGUUUACCCGGGAAAGCCUAGGCAUAGGAGGCUAGAUUUUAGCGUUUUUCGACUCGUACGGGAUCCUUCACUGGCCAAUGGCACAAUCGCCUUGCGUUCGACCAGGGCACGGUGAAGCAUCACCAACCAGCUUCGAUCACCAGCAGAAGAAGGAAGAACCUGAAGCCUCUCUGGAAGUGCAGCAGCAGCAUUCAGAGAAACGGCAACCUCAGGGCAAAGAGCCAGUACUUAAUCAGAACCACCUAUCGUCUAAAGACAGUUCACCGCCUCCAAGACAAGAACCCAAUCCUGAUAAACCAGAGACGGUGAGUGGCCGACAGCCUACGAAGCAUCGAGCAACCGUAGCUACUUCAGCAACUUCUGCAGAGGCAACAGCAGCGGCUCCCGUGUCAGUUACCACAUCCAACAAACACUCUCUUCGUAGUCCAGUCUUUGCAGAUCUUCCUAUAUCAUCAACAUCAUCAACAUCAUCGUCAAAGGUCAACGAAACAUCGCACUCCCAACUCGGGGGAUCGAAAUUACGAGGCAUUACCGUUGGUACCACCAGCGGUAUUCGUAGCUCUACCAUCACAAUCACAAGCAAGGGGAAGCCGACUUAUGACAAGAUGGAAGCUUUAGGAGGAUCGGGCUACCCUUACGGCGCCUCCUUCAUGGUUCCCGGUAACGCAGCGGCCUACAAACCAAGUGGAAAUAUGCCUCCUCCGCAGUUACAUCUCCGAGGUCCCUGGCCUCCGCAACACAUUGAAGGCUAUGCGAGCCUGCCUGUCGGAGCCUCUUCGCUCUACCCACCGUACCUGUCGCUGAGUGGUUUGUCGCCUUCGGCUGCUCCUCUUGGUGGGGUUUCCUUUCUGCCACAGUCCUCCAUGCACGGCUCAGACGGCCAACCUGUACCAGCCACAAUCCAUCCACCACAAACGGACAGCAAAAGCUUGAUUUCCCAUCACCAUUUGUCCGCAAUGAAGGAAAAGGAUAGUCUGCUGGACAGUCCCAAGCACCAUGCCGUCACCAUGGGCAAGCAGCGGCAUCCAACCCUGCUCCCGCCCAAAAUGGAAAGUGAUGUCAGCGCUGCGAUGAGAGCAGGAAAACAUGAUAAAUCGGUUUCCAGGGAAGGACAUGGCAAUGACUCGCAAACCCGGCAAAAUCAGCAUCAAACGAGCGGAAAGAGGCACGUCAAAGAAGAGACACAUCCGCCCCCGCCGCACGUGGAGAGCGGUGCCUCAAAAAAUCAAGCCAGCGCUGGAUGGGAAUGCAGCGAGAGCAGGAUGCAGAAAAGGGCGGGGCAAGGCGGUGCAGAAUGUUGGAAGGGGAAUUCCCCACCGUCAUCGUCAUCACAGUGUAAGGAAAAACGCGAGUACGGUGGAGCUGGUGAUGGACAAGAGAGGAAAAGGAAAAGCUCGAAGAAAAGAGUUGAACAUGCAGAUGAGAAUGGGAAUUCUUUAAAAACGAAUGACGGUAAAGCGGUUCCUUCAGGAAAGACAUUGUCGGAGAGGUUAGCAAGUCCACCAGGGGGUGGUAAAGGGUCUACCCCGGGAAUGGGGGUAAUCAACAGCAUGGGGACCGUAUUAUCCGUUGGUGUGGAAUCAUAUGCCCUCCCAGGGAACAUCCAUCAUACUGCAUCGCUAUUGAAGACAGUAUCACCACCGUUGACAGUUCCUGGUGGCUUUACAGAAGGAUCUAGGCAACUGCAGAAAGCAUCUCCUGGAGCCAGUCCUGCACUCAGUCCAGGAGAUGCUUCGCAAAGUGCCAUGAAGAAACACUCGCCGAAAGAAAGUUCAAAAAGGAUUUCUGAUGGUAUAGGAUCGAAACAAGGGAAAGACGAUAAACGAGAUGAAAAACUUUCGAAAGAUACCCAAUCAACUGGAGAUAAACUCAUGAGCCCGAAUUCAGGUGCUCAAGCCUCGCCCACUGUAUCUCCAUCCAACACCAACCCUCCUGUUCAUCUGGGAUAUAUGCCAAUGUAUUUGCCAAACACGUGUCAGCUGAGUCUAGAUAAAGAAACGAACAAAGAUGCGCCGAAAAGCGGAACAAAAGUGCAUGCCACCACUUUCGUACCAGCUCCAGGGGAAUUCAUACCUGGUCCGGCGACCAACGCAACGGUGGGAAUUUCAUCGGGGAAAGACGCAAAGUGUAAAACGUCGCCGUCUCUGCCUGUAAGUUCAAACGGGAAAUCCCCGACUUCUCAUCCGGGCAAAGGGAAGAGCAGUGAUGCUAACGGAAAGAAGGAAUCUCCUAAGACUCCACUUGUAGCCAAGGGUGCAAUGCAAGCCACGGGGGAGAAAUGCGAUGGAAUUAGCCGAUGGGACGAUAAGAAGUCAUGCAGUAAGUCACCUGGUGGUGAUUAUACGGACAGCGUGAAAGGAUCUUCUGUAGGACCCGAUUCAAGGGAAGAUAUGCAUUCCAAACACGAUGACAAUGAGAGAAGAGAAUUGUAUAGCAAGAAGAGACACCUCAGUGGCAACUCGAGCGGGUUGAAAUAUGAUUCACGAAGUGAUUCGAGAAGUGAUAGUAAACCCGACAGGACUAGUAGCAGUCAUAGCAGUGGGAAACAUAGCAGUCGUGCGCGGAGUAUAUCGGGACCAGACCCUGGUGUAUCGGGUUUAACUUCACCUCGAGAAUACAGCUCAAAGCAUAAUGAUAGACACACGACGACGGACAAAUCUCUUGAAGAACAUCGUCGAAGUAUGGACCUUGUGACGGGAAGGGUCGGCCACCCCGGUCUGUAUUACGACAUGGCCAUGGUCACUGAUAGGUCACGGACAGAUACGACCCAUCCACUGCCCACUUAUCAUGGCGAGUGCUUCACACCAUCUUCUGCAGCUCAUGAAGCAGCAUUAGCAAGGCAUGAAAGCAUGCUACGGACAGCUCUCAUGGGUAGCGCCCACCGGAUGCCAGCCGGGACCGGUGGCGCUCCUCUGGCUUCUUCGCCAAGUUCGCAACCGUUCAUCGUUUCCGGCCACGCCACGUCGGUUUCUAAUUCGCAUACGCCUUCGAGUAGUAAAAAGACCGUGGGAUCCGCCAGCGAAGGGACUGGUAUUCAAGGGCGUGGGACACCCGGGAUCAAGGUUUCGGAUGGAAGGUGUCCACCUAUCGGAAUCGCAGUGGCACAGCAGAGGCAGGAUGGCGAUAGCACCGGAACACAAGGAAGGCAUCCGCCGCGGUCGAAUUCUAGAAGUGCCAGCUCCAGUCCUCACAUUAGCCGUGUCCUGCCUUCAUCCUCAUCAUUGGGUGACAAGCGAGAGGCUGAUGAUGAGCGGCUCGGAAGAAAUCGGGACUCGGGGAGCGGAGGACAUGGCAGACUGAGCGAAAGGGAACAAAGAACAACCAGAGAUCAGUCACCAAGGGAAUCCCGUGCGAACAGUGAAGUACCUUUCCAUGUCGGAGCACAUCGCAGAUACCAGCAUGACCUAAGCGCCAAUCUCGUGGUUACAGGUGGCGGAACCAUCGGUCGGCCUGAUACCACCAUCCACCCUCAUCUACCAGCCACACCCCAUCACUGGUUACCCCGUCCUCCAAGCCACACAAGUGGCACACCCUCGCCCCUCUGGCCGUACGGGAUACCUUCGUCGUCAUCUCCGAUGAACACGAGCACCCUGGAAGCGUCGCCGCGCGGGUCCCCGUUUCCGGUUGGACCGGGCGGCAUGCACUGGGCACAGGAUCCGACAACGGGUCAACUAAUGUUGGUUCCUCCGCACCCAGUGCACCCAGACGGUUCUCUAUCAAACCUUGUUUGGCCACGCUACUUAGUUCCUCCUCAUCUUCAGCCCCACAGUCACCAACUCCAGCAGCUGAUGUUAAACCAGUUCCCGUACGGUCCGAUCCCGGGCCCCGCCCAUCCCUCUCAACACCCUGGUCUUCUACAACACAUACCCGGAGCAGGCAGUAGCGCGGAGGUACAGGCCUUGAUUCAGCAACAGCACGAGGCCAUUGCACACAUGUACCGUCAGGCCGAGCAGCAAGAGCGAAACAGGAAGGAACAACCGAAGCCUCCAAGUAACGACCCUAGCAGUUUAAAACUCUCGUCCGAAUCGCUGAAAUGCGGGAGCGGGCACCAUAGAAAUCGACGGGAGUCGGGCGACGUGAAAGGAGAGGUACGGCCUGAGAGCCGACAGUCGGACAGAUGUAGGACGGGAUCGCAGGAACCUCUGGACAUCAAACAUUCCAUCCAACAUCUGCAACCACCGUUCUUGCAAGCCAUUCCCGUCGCAGCGUCCCAACACCCUUCCCUUCCUUUCAUGUACCCUCCGUCAGUACCCUAUCUCUAUGAGAACCCUCCGCCCGUGUCCGGUCCCCAAACGCCGUGUUCAAGGACAAUUCAAGACACAAAGGACAAGAAAGAAUUCUUACCAGACAGGUCGCACGCGAUCCAAACGCACAUCCCGCCUCUGCCAUCGAACAAGGACAAGAAAGAGGGUGUUUUGAAAAGUACUAGUGUGCAGACAUCUCCUGCCGAAACGCCGCCGGCACCAACGACGAAAGUUGAAGUCGAUCGGGAGGAGGAACAUUACUCCGACGUAAAUAGCCCAAGUGCCAAAUUCUCGCGUACGCAACAAACUGAGGUGAACCAACAGAAAAUGUUAAUAGAGCCGAAUAUUGAUGUGGUCACUGUGGAUUCACCGGAAGUGAUUAGGACUUCAUCUACACCAUUGUCGUCUUUUGAAACCGCCAUUGCUCAAACGAAAACGGAAGACGAUGUUAAGCGCGGGGACGCGAGUUCGCAUGAACAUUUCAAGCAAUCAAGUAUUCAAAGUGACAUCAAAACUUCUGAUGUAAUUAGCGUGAAAGAAGAAGAAAUUAAAGACAGCAAUGUGCAAACUGAAAAGGAGGAUAGUGCCCUCCGAACUUCAAGUGAAGCGCAAAAUGAGGAAGCGCCGGAAUGUGAAGGAGUCCGCGAAACCGAUAACCUUCCUACCGACACGGACGUUGCAACAACUUCUAGCAAUUUGACGUCACCGUCAGCGGUAUCCGACAGCAAGACUGUCGCAUCGACUGUGUUCACCGAAAGCACGAGCAUGUCCGCUCCGACGGCCAGUCGGGAUUCGCUGAUCACCAACGUCAUGACAACGAUACAGACAUUUGCCUCGACCGUUGAUGGUUUGGAUCAGGACCAACUAGCGGCCAUCGAGGGUAUUGCUCUUCUUAGCGAAGUUGCAGAGCGUAAAGCAUUGGCAUCUAGAGCAGAAUUCUGGGACUGCGUCGCUGAGCAACAUCGGACAGAGAACUCCGAUGAGAUGGAGGAUGCAGAAUCGACCACGACGGAAUCCAACGUUCCCCUUCAAGGUAACUCUGUGAGUGCCAUGACCUCUAACGGAGGAUGUGACCUGGAUGAUGAUGCUCUGGCUGGUAUAUCACCUGGUGAACUGAGUCUCAAGAUCAGGUGCCCCAUCACCAUCAAGAAAGAGGCUAAUGGACGAAGCGAGGUGUCGGCUUGUGGAACGCCUCUAGGAUCAGCGGAGAACAUGAAUCCCAUGGAACUAGAGAUGAGGAUGAAGUUAGCCGAACUUCAGAGGAAAUACAAGGAGAAAAAGAAGGAACUGGACAAACUGCAAAAGAAGAAGGACAAAAGAGCAAGAGAAGACUCCAAGAAUGAGGGCAGCCCUACAGUAGAGAAGCGACGAGGACGAGGGAGACCAAGGAAAAGGAAGUUCAGCAGCAAGUCUGGCUCAGAAGCACCAGAGGAAGCUCCAAAAGAAAGUCCAAAGGAAAACAGGGAAGUGAAGAGUCUGCAUUCAUCAGCAAAAGUGCUCUUGGAAGCUGCUGCUUCAUUGGAAGAACCUGUGGUACCCAAGAAGAAGAAGAAGAAAGAACACAAGACCAAGAAGGAACAGAAGGAACCGAAAGAACCAAAAGAACCCAAGGAAAACAACAAAGAAGCGAAGGGACAACAACCUAAACAACCUAAGGAACAGAAAGAGCAUAAGGAAAAGACCUCCAAGCUGAGCAAGAAGAGCAAGAAGUUGAAGAGCAAGGUAGAUUCCAACGGGAACCCACUCUCAGUCUCUGUCUCUGUCUCUGGUGAAGCCAAACCUCACCUCAAGAAGAAGAAGGACAAGACUGGCACUAAAUCUCUUUCUCUCAAGUCUGGCUCGGAAGGGCAACUAACUGCUUUGAAGGUCAAAGGCUCCAAGAGUGGUAAGAAGCGCACGGGAUCACCCAUCAGAUCAGACAUCUCCUCCAAGAAACAACAUGUCUCCAAGUCUUCAUCCAAGAAAAACCACAUUUCUAAUCUUGCCAGUCACGACCCUUUCACAUCAGACACAGACUCCGGUAGCAUCAUCUGGCCCAUUAAGACCACACCCAUCAAGACCACGCCCUCUUCCCCAUCUUCAGCUUCCACCAAACCUCCCAAAUCACCCAAGAUCAAGACCAAGGUGAAGAAGCUGAAGAACAAAGAGGGUAAGCUUGGCUUACAGUCUGGCAAGAAGAAGAAGAACAAAUCCAAAGAUGCGGUCACCAGGGCAACCUCUCCCGCUGUCAGCGUCAGCCCAAACGUGGCAGCAGCAGCACCUUCAAAGCUUACUUCAAAGCUUGAAAGGAUCAGUGCAGAGAACAAACUGAAACCUGGAUUGCUCAUCUCGCAUGUCUAUGGAGAAGACAGUGACUCCACCCUGGAGGACGGCAGCACGGCAACCACCACCACUGCAUCCUCCCAACCCAGCGGGAGCAGCUGGAGCAACCACAAGGGCCUCGCCCUCCUGGCUGAGCUCUCCUCCAACCAAUCCUCAUCAUGCUGUGCCACGCCCACCAAGGUCAAGAAGAAGAAGAUCAAGGACAAGACCAAGUCACUGGCGUUGUCAUCAUCGAUGCACCGGGAUGGCACCGGGAGGGUCAAAGGAACGUCAUCAGGGAUGAAGGGGACGACGGGCAAGGUCGCUGGGAAGAAGAUCAAGGUCAUGAAGAAGAAACUGAUGUCCGCGAAUGGUGAGAGAAGGACAUUUGUGAAGAAAUUGAAGAAAGUGAGUAAAGCAGACAGAGUACCCAAGUCAUCAAGUAUGUCUUCCAAGGGUGAGAAGCCCAAGAAAGCCAAGCAGUUUACCAACAUUAAGACCAACAUGAAGAAGGAGAACAAGACUGGUCAUCGCAAAUCUCCCAAUCAUGGACAUCCGUCAUCUUCGGCAUAUGCCCCUCAGUUUGAUGAGAGGAGCUGGUGUAGACGCAGGAGUGAGAGGAUCUUCCUGAGCGACAUCAGUCCAGUUCAGUCUCGGGAUAUCAGCCCCCAGAGGAAAGCAGAGUUGGUGGAGCCUGCCAAGAGGAAGAUCCUGCAAUCCCCAGGGAUGAUGAAGGCGGUGGAAUCUUCAGGUUUGGGGCAGACCACAGGAGGGUCCACCAACCAGGGUGGGAUUAUCAGCCAGAUUGGUAGUGUCCUGGAUGCCCUCAAGACCGAUCCUCUGCAGAUGAGGAAGAAACUAACGAGGCUCAGUGCCCAGGAGGAUGAAGAGGACAACGAUGGACAACUCCAAGACGAAACGAGGAGGAAAAAGCUGAAGAAGAAAGCCAAGAAGAAGGACACGACGCCAACUCAAGAGAAGUUAAAUCCAUUAGAGUUGGCUCUGAAGGCCCUUGAGCAGGAGACCACAGACAGUAGUGACAGUGAUGGGGAGAAUGUUCCUCUGAGCUCGUUGGUGGAGAGACCAUCCACACCAGCGCCACGCAAUUGUGUGCUAUCCGUAGAAGAACUCCAAGAUGGUCUCCGGGUUCUGAUACCCAUCGAUGGUCUUUUCCAUGCAGGGAACGUACGAGCCAUCCAGCCGCCUGAUGUAUAUGGUGUUGUGAUUGAAGGUGGGCGGGGCAGUAGACCCCAUGUCUUCUCUCAAGAGCAGAUCCUGGAGGAGGCCAUCGCGGAUGUCAGGCCAUCUUCCACCAGGUACCUCCCGGAGGGAACCCGCAUCUGUGCCUACUGGAGCCAGCAGUACAAGUACCUCUACCCAGGCACGGUGGUCAAGGGCUCUCCGAACCCCACCCUGGACGCCAACUUCACCACGGUCGAGUUUGAUGACGGGGACUCUGGACGGAUUCCUCUGGAUCACAUCCGAAUGCUUCCACAGGAUUUUCCUCUGGUGGACUUUGAGCCAUCGCCCAUCAUGGUGCAACGGAAACGUCGAAGGAGACCUUCCGAGACAAGCUCUACCACGGAAUGGAAGAUGGAACUGGUGAAGGCUGACGAUAUGGACGAUAGAAUGGAUGGUAAGAGGAGAGAAUAUUCCUGGAGGUCCCAAAGCAGUAAGGAUGACCAUGUCCAUCCCAUCUCAGAGGGAGAUAAUGAUGUCUUCCUCCCGUCCGUACCCAAGCUCAAGAAAACCGGCGAUCAGAAAUCCAGGAAGCUACUCACCAAGAAAACUAAAUCCAAGCUCAAACUCAAAACCAAAGCCAAGGGUCUAUCCAGCUCAAAGGGUCUAUCCAGCUCGAAGGGUCUAUCCAGCUCGAAGGGCUCUUCUCUGUCAUCCAAAAUGCAACAAUCCAGUGGCUCAUCGCUCAAGCACAAGAUGGGCAAACUCACCAAGCUGAAGAAGUUGAAGAAGCUGAAAGGGAUGGCUUCAUCAUCAUCAUCAUCGUCGUCGAAGUUCAGCCAGAAGAUGCUGCAGAAGGGUCAGGGGAAGUCCUUCGCCGUCAAAGCCAAGAAAACCAAGCUCACCUCAUCAGGGCUGUCGACCGACAGGAAGGUGGUUGGCGGCAAGAAGAAAGGGCCCAAGAAGAAGCUGGGAGGCAAAGCCAAGUGCACAGUAGAGAUCGAGACAGUGUAUUCGUCAGAGAUUUACCCUGAUGAAGCAGACUAUCCAAAAGGUCUUGGUGGAACCCUCAGAAGAUUUGACUCGGAUGACUCCAGUGACGAUGAGAGUGAUCACUAUACAAAGAAUGCUGAUACCUUGAUAAAGAAGAAGAAGAUGAAGAAGAAGAAAAAGAGUUCUCAGUCAUCAAGUAAUGCGCAAGCUUCCUUCUCUCCGCCUCGGCAGUUCUGGCGUUGGUUAGGCAAAGCAACCCAAAGGAGAGGAAGCAAGGGCAAGGCUCGUAAACUCUUCUACAAGUCUAUCAUCAGAGAUAAGGAAAUCAUUAGAGUUGGCGAGUGUGCCAUUUUCCUAUCGACAGGGCGCCCUCACUUGCCUUACAUUGGCCGCAUCGAGAGUAUGUGGGAGUCUUGGGGAGGCAUGAUGGUGGUCCGAGUCAAGUGGUUUUAUCAUCCAGAGGAGACCAAAGGGGGGCGGAAACCCAAUGAUGGAAAGAUGGCGCUCUACCUGUCUCAGCACGUUGACGAGAACGAUGUCCAGACCAUCUCCCACAAGUGCGAGGUGCUGUCGCUAGACGAGUACAAGCAAUAUGUCUCCGCUAAGAAGUCCCUCAACACAAUGGUCAAGGCAAGUGAUAUCUACUACCUAGCCGGGACGUACGACCCGGGCAGUGGUCACACCGUGUCUGCCAAUUAACCUUUGACCAUCCAUACAUCCAGGAAGACAUCCCUCAAUGCAGUGGUUAGGGCCAGGGGCAUCUAAUUCCUAGCCAGUAUCUGCGACCCAGGCAGUGGCCACACCGUACUUAUCUGCUAAUCUAAUUUGACCAUUUGUACAAUAUAUGUUCGGCAUGACAACCCGCAGUGCAGCGGUCAGACUUCAAACAACUAGAGUUAUACCUGUGUACCAGGGAGCGGUCACACCAUAUUUCAUAUCUGUCUACCAUGCUAAUUUGACCAUUCAUAUUACAUGCAUUCAGCGAGACAUCCCUCAGUACAGCGGUCAGAAACCUAAUACCUAACUUGUACAUGUGUACCAGGGAGUGGUCACACCGUAUCUGCUUUAUUACGGAGUGACCAUUUGGUAUGUCCGGAAGAGAGACCCAUCAGUACAACAUCUAUUACCUACGACGGUGUAGUUGAUAUCUGAAAGUGAGACCUAGGCAGUGGUCCCACUCUCACUUCAAACAAAGAUGAACAUUCAACAAUGUCGCUGAUCAUGUUAUUGAAAUGUUAUGCUAUUGAAGCUAUGCUUAUGUAUGCUAAUGAAGACACUUUUGCAGAAAAAUCAUAAUUUACAUGGAGAGAAUCAACUUAUCAUUUUCUAAAGAGUUGUUGGCAUUGUGACAAAGAGGCCAGUAGAUCUUGACAGAGUCGGCUAAUCGCGCUGGAACUCGCAGAUUGAAGUGCCAGUCUGCCCAUGUCUUUAUUGUGACACUGGAUUUGACCAAACCAAAUUUGACAGUAUUUGCUCCAAGAAAGUACUAGUAUUUGUUCAAUUUAUAUUUAGAUGAUCAUGACGUCAUGUAGGAAUUGUAUGAUUAAUUGUUAACAGCAUGGAGUUUCAUAUUUUGAUGGCAUUGACAGAUUAAUGUUUCUCAGUAUUGUGAAUUCUGUUUAUAAAUUGAUAAGCAUGAUGCUUUGGAUAUAACAACGUCUCAAACUAAGAGUUUCAAGCUCACGAUCGCUGAAAAAAUUACACAAAGUAUGAAUUCAAAUAAUGUUAUUAUAUAUUUGUUGAUUUGUAUUGCAAUUAUGUGACAUACGAUGAUCUUGAAUAAUUGUCAAAUUCCAAAGCACAUAUCUCCUCCACCCUAUGAUGAUGAUAUAUGUGCAAUGGAGCAAUUAUAAUUUUAUUAUAUUAUAUUACAGUACUGUGAGUCUAUCACUUUGUUUUAGAGAGAAAAGGUAUGAAAUUUUGCCAUACUGGAAAUUGAAAUGAAGACUCUUUUACUGGAGAUAGUGAGAUAUUUUGCAAAGAGUUUUUAUGAAGCUAACCAUUUUUUCUUUGGCUGAGUUAGCAGGUUCACAAGAUAUGGCAUUGUAUAUGUAUAUAUUUAAGUUUUUGGAAGAGGAUUUUGGAUGUUAUCCAUUUUCACUGAGCCAAAGAAAUAGGAAAGAUGCAUGUACAAAUGUAUCAUUUUUGCCACUUGUACAUGUUACAUGUAUUACGGACAUGAAGAGAAUUUCGUAGAAAAAGUGCAAUAUUAGCACAGUUAUAAGUAUUUGACCUAUUUUAUACUAUUAUAACUCUAGUUAUAUAGGAAAGGGUUAUGAAAGUGUUUAUUCAUGGUCAUAUCGUUUCUGCCUUAUAUCAUCGUAUUAGCAUUUUGGUAUUCCAAUGGUAUGGACAUAAUUUCUGAUUUUCAUUUGAUCCAUUCACUCAUUUUUAUUUAUUUAUUAAUUUUUGUAACCAUUACGAUUAUUGGAAUUUUAUUCAUAAAUGAAAAUCCAACAAUACUAUUUGAUAUGAAACAGCAUUAAAAAGCUUAAACCUGUCCUGCCGAAUUGAAUAAAUUUUAAAAUAGCUGAAUUUGUUCUUGAUGCUUUCAAAUUUGGUCAUUGGAUAGGAAUUUUAUCACAGUUUGUGAAGAUUACAAUUACAAUUAUGAAUGAUUAUGAAUAAUGAUUACAUACAUUGCUCAAAAUGAUAAAUUACAUGUAUGUCUUAAUAUGUAAAACUCGAGAGGAAGUUACAUUGAUAUAGACAGACAAUUGCUAUUGUGAAUUUCUAUUAAUGUUCUUUUGGGGGCUGAAAAAUAAGACGUAAGUAAGUACACUAGAAAUGAAACGUCACAUUUUCUUUUUAAAAUGUUAUUGAAAAGCAGCAACAUCAUGUGGAUUUGUUUCAGUUUGGAUGUUAUUUUGAUGUACUGUACUUCCAUCCUAUUUAUCUUUACAUGUAUUAUCUAAGGAUGUUAAUUUUUUUUAGUGAACUUUAUAUGUUUUAACAUUGUUUUGAAAAUGUUGAACCAUUUUAAGAGACUUUUUUUUUUUACGGCUGUCAUUUGUGUUCUAGGUAUUUCAUUUCAUCCACAGUUUUUUUUUCUUCUGGGGUUUUGAAUUUUUCUUACUCUUUAAAGAACCACUGUUUAGAUCUUAUACUAUCGUUUGUGUUUUUAAUGUUAAUUGAAUCAAACAAAGCAAAAUCAUUUAAUUUGUGAAAUUUUAUGAUGUGAAUCUUUUACUUUGUUGUGUUAUUGUUGUUUACUGUGUCUAUAAGAUCAGGUGUAAAUAGUGAUAUAUAUAUUUUACAUGCCAUGGGGAAGACCCGAGAUACUAUAAAUAGCAAAGGCUUGAUGGUGUUUUUUGUGUGUACAGUGUUGAUGGAGAUGUACUGAAAAUGCGAUAUAUUUGUUGAGAAUUGUUAAACAACUACUGUACCAUGUGGAGAGAUGAUUUAAGCAAAAAAUAAACUAUUUCAAAUUGAAA
Molecule: messenger RNA, 13687 nt
Organism: Strongylocentrotus purpuratus (purple sea urchin)
Lineage: Eukaryota; Metazoa; Echinodermata; Echinoidea; Camarodonta; Strongylocentrotidae
Product: trinucleotide repeat-containing gene 18 protein
Exons: 24
Coding region: 1614-10952 (3112 amino acids)
Molecular function (GO): chromatin binding
Source: RefSeq, a predicted model, not a curated record